AUGAUGGUGGACGAACAAAAAGAACUCGAGGACCGCGAGAUCAUCGUAAACGAAGUCGAUGGAUUACCCAGUUUACUUGAUGAAAAAAAUGAUUUAUACAAAGCCGUGACCUCUGAACAUUCAUCGUUAGACGAUCUAAAUGAUGAAGAUUUGCCUACAUCGUUAAUUGUAACUAAUAUCGAUCCUGCAAUUUUUAAGGAUGAUGAUCUUAAGAAAGAAAUGGAAAUGUUGUUUGGCCGGUUUGGAGAAAUCAUUUCUGUACAAUAUUUCCGUAGCUUCAAGCGCUUAAGGGUUAACUAUGGCACUUCAGUAUCUGCUGCCACUGCCAGAAUCCAGAUGCAUCAAAUAAGGUUUUAUGACACAAUAAUCAAUUGUUACUUCGCACAGCCUGUUACACCAAUUGAUGCGGCAGACCAACACUUACAAUUACCGGCUCCAGUAAAACAGUUUUUAAUAUCACCUCCGCCAUCACCACCAGAAGGUUGGGUACCUAGAGCUGAAGGCGAGCCUCUCAUAAAUUAUGAUUUACUAGCUGCUAUAGCGAGCCUCACACCCGGUCAACCCCAUGAAAUCCAUGCUGCAACCGAUACUUUACCCGGCAUUGUUUUACAUGUGGCUGAAGGACAUGAAAAUAUUAAAACAUCGGUUUCUACAAUUCCUCAUACAAGGCUACCAGAAAAAUAA
Macrosiphum euphorbiae (potato aphid) is the source of this 684-nucleotide messenger RNA. Lineage: Eukaryota; Metazoa; Arthropoda; Insecta; Hemiptera; Aphididae. The record is from the annotation of a GenBank genome assembly.